AUGCGAUUCUAUGUCAAUUUUACUCUCUUCUACACACCUCGAGACGACGCCAAAAUGCCACAUCCACCUUGGCGCGGGUUAGUCCCUCCCGGGCUGCCCUAUGCCGUCGGACGCGGUGCCACAUGGUAUGCAUGGGAUCUAGGCCUAAUGGUGGAGCUUUAUCUCGACUAUUGUGUGCCCAUCUUUCUACCAGCAAGCUAUUUCCCUUGUACUCUUUUCAACUAUAAUCGUACUGCCUACCUCGUUGCUCCAAUAUCCUCAGGGUACGGACCCUGCUGUGUUUAUAGGAAAAAUUGGAGUCCUGUUCAUCGUGAUUUCAUGAGCCAGUUCGCAAAUUACUACGAUCGUACGACAACAGGAUUUGGCCCAGGCGCUUUUCAACAGACACUAGAUUGGUGGGUUAUACCUGGUUCUGACGUAAUUCUAAGAAAACCUAACUUACGGGAGGAACCGAAGAAAUGGAAGAGCGAAAAAAUUCAAGAAGAAGAAGAAAAACAGAGAGAGAGAAUUGAAAUAAACAAACAUAAAUUGGGUAAAUAUGGAUGGUUCUCAUCAUUGGAUCUUGAUACAAUAUCUCGGCCAACAGUUCAAGACAAAGUAUUCGGUGGCUAUGGGUGGGCAAGGAAGGCUUCAAAGAGGCAAGAUUUUUUCAGAUAUAGAGCUCCUGUUACAUUUUGGUACGUCGGUAACGUUGGUUGGGCACAGCAGAUUUUUGAAGAUUUCCACGAUGAGGGUCCAAGAACACGAGAACUGGAGAAUUUCGAUUUACCGGACUCGUGUAAUACGCAGAUUGCUUGUCUUUUUGAACCUUAG
Messenger RNA from Protopolystoma xenopodis, 813 nucleotides. The record is from the annotation of a GenBank genome assembly. NCBI's taxonomy places the organism in Eukaryota, Metazoa, Platyhelminthes, Monogenea, Polystomatidea, Polystomatidae.